CUUUUCACCGCAUCGGGUCCUUAUAAAAAAUCAAGGCGAGAGAGAAAAUUACAGAAAGAUAGUAGGAUUCAGUCCGGCGCGGGAAAUGGCCACGACGAACGCAGAGGAUGCACAGACCAUGAUGGCUGAGCAAUGGCGAGAACUGCAGGUGGCCAAAGCCCUUGACUCCGACCUCGACGUCGCCUUCCGCCUCCAGAUGCAGGAGGCCAUGGCUGCCUCUCUCGUUCUUCGUCCCUCCUCUUCCUCGUCUCCCCUGUCACCGUUGCCCCCUUCGAUCGACGUAGACGUAGACGACGACGAUUUCUUGAGCUUAGCGGGGGUUCAGGCCGAGGAGAUAGCGAGGUUCGAGCAGGAACGCAGAGACCGCGAGUACGUCGAAGCCGUGAUGCGGGGCGCGGCGGACGAUCUCAGGCGUCGCACGCACGAUCAGAAGUUGGCCUCCGACAUCCUUCAGGUCCCCGAGGAAGAAUGGAGCAAUACUGGGGAUUAUUUCCGGAGGCCGUACGGCGAGGGUAGUUCGAGCGGGGGGGUGGAGAGCGAGGCGUGCUUCCGGCUGUACUUCAAAGGGCUGGUGAGUGAAGAAAUUGUCGGAGAAUCGACGGUAAUGAUUGCUGGGGUUGGGGUUGCGAUUUGCGAUCCGAAGGAUAAUCUGAUUUUCGAGCUGCGAAAGCCGUUGGCGGAAGAUGGACUGGGGCGAGAACUUGCAGAACUGGAAGCAUUGAUUGAAUGCCUCAAUACCGCUCUUAUAUUGGACUUGAAAAGAGUCCUUUUUCUCUGUGAUGACGACCUCACCUAUUUAUACGUUACAGGCAGAUGGCCACCAGCUCACGGAAAAAUUGCAGCUUUAGUCAAUCAGGUGGACCUUCUACAGAAAAAAUUUACAUAUUGCAACUCCUCCCUGGUGGCAAGGAAUCAUAUUAAAUUUGCAUAUAAACUUGCAAGAGUUGCUAUAACUUCUCAGCUCAUCUCCCCUGCAGAAUCUAGCCAUGCCAAGAAAUUGACAGAGACUUGCAAAAUUUGUUUUGAAGAUACUGAUGUUGGUCAGAUGAUUUCAGUUGACGGUUGCUUGCAUCGAUAUUGCAUUUCUUGUUUGAGAAAGCAUGUAGUAGUAAAACUAUACCAAGCAUUGGUGCCUAAUUGUCCUCAUGAAGGUUGUCGGUCUAUGCUACAUAUUGAUAGGUGCAGAAGAUUCUUGACACCUGAAUUAAUUGAGCUUAUGACCUUACGAAUAAAGGAAGCUUCCAUUCCUGCGACAGAGAAAGUUUAUUGCCCAUAUCCUCAGUGCUCUGCUUUAAUGUCCAGGAAUGAGGUCUUAGAACAUUCCAGGGAAAUUUUCAAUUCUCAUGACACUAAAGCCAGGAAAUGCAUCAAAUGUCGUAACCUUUUUUGUAUUAAUUGCAAAGUCCCUUGGCAUAACAGCAUGACCUGCAAUCUUUAUAGAAGGGAAAAUCCUUACCCUUGUGUCGAAGAUGUGAAGCUGAAGUCUCUGGCAACAACCAAGCUAUGGCGCCAGUGUGUUAAGUGCAACCAUAUGAUUGAACUUGCUGAAGGCUGCAACCACAUUUAUUGCAGAUGUGGAUAUGAGUUCUGCUAUACUUGUGGGGCUGAGUGGAAGAACAAAAAGGCAACAUGUCGCUGCCCACUAUGGGAGGAACACAAUAUUUUGUAUGCUGGAAAUGGACGUCAACAAAGACGAGGCUGAUAACUAGUUUGCAUCUUAACUGAAAUUUGCUCAGUUUUGCAUCACUGGAGUAAAUAUGUACGUACUGUAAAGGACUGAAUUUUUUUUUUUUUCUCUUAGCCACCAUCAUUCUU
Molecule: messenger RNA, 1815 nt
Organism: Malania oleifera
Lineage: Eukaryota; Viridiplantae; Streptophyta; Magnoliopsida; Santalales; Ximeniaceae
Product: E3 ubiquitin-protein ligase RSL1-like
Exons: 3
Coding region: 86-1702 (538 amino acids)
Biological process (GO): protein polyubiquitination; positive regulation of proteasomal ubiquitin-dependent protein catabolic process; ubiquitin-dependent protein catabolic process
Cellular component (GO): ubiquitin ligase complex; cytoplasm
Molecular function (GO): nucleic acid binding; ubiquitin conjugating enzyme binding; RNA-DNA hybrid ribonuclease activity
Source: RefSeq, a predicted model, not a curated record